Molecule: messenger RNA, 1443 nt
Organism: Klebsormidium nitens
Lineage: Eukaryota; Viridiplantae; Streptophyta; Klebsormidiophyceae; Klebsormidiales; Klebsormidiaceae
Source: the annotation of a GenBank genome assembly
CGGGUGGCGGGAAGAAGUUUGAAAGCGCAACCUUGCACACACUGGCGCUCCAAGUUCCAAGUUCAAAUUCAAACCUGAGCUAGGAGAAGGAUGUCCGAUGAAGCUGCUUCAACUGGCGCCCUUCAAGUCUUUCAUCUGAGCCUGGAGAGAGUGAUUCUGAGCAGAGAAAGGUUUGUGACUUCUAGGCAAUAGAAGCCUACCGUAAGUAGCUUGUGGGUAUGCAUCAGCAGCAAGCAAGCCGGACAGGUCUAACUUGUGCCAAAUACGACAACGUGAGGUUAGACGAUGCCAUCAGCAAGCCUAGACGCAAAAUCGUAGAAAACACAGGAAGGUAGAGUUCUGACAUCAGAGGUUGAGAGCUCUUUGACUGGCUCUGCGCUUUUUGGGUAGGAAGAUACACUUGCUAUAAUUUUUAAGUUCUGUUCAACCUGCCAACUCCGAUGUGUAGACUGAACUCUUGAUGACCCGGGUGGUGCACCGAUGUCUGUUACUAGGUUAACAACAGGCUGGCAUGGGGGCAUCUGCAAUUGGAGCGGACUACUUUGAUCUAGAAGCUAUCCUGGCAGAGGAAGAGAGAGUGCCGGUGCUAUUCCUGACAAGUGUCACAGGCGUCGGGAGAGCGCUUGACCCAAGCUGUGACGAUGACGACCUGGCGGAAGGGGUGAAAGUUGAUCUCCCCCAGUGGCUGACUAAGGGGCAACUCAGCGAGAAGCGCUUUGUUGAGGUCCGCACGCCAAAAUGCUUCAAUGAGAGGGUCAAGAAAGACAUCCAGGCGGACCCGGGGGUGGUCAAUUUGAGAGAGCGCAGCGCCUUCUUCUACGCCUUUGGAAGGAGCCUUUGCAGAAUCCUAGACAACAACGCUGAGCUGGCAGACUUUCUCCUGAUCACAUUCCGGGGGCGCUACAAGGACUUGCUCCUGCAGAGUCACUUCGCGCCCGAUGAAGACGUUCAAGCCCUCAAGAGGAUCAUGACGCGAGAGGAGAUUCGGAUCUUCGAGGCCGGCAGGCAGUCGAUGCAGAGCUUCACGCAAUGGCGGCAACGUAAAGACUCCAUCUAUAACAUGGCUCCCAUACUGGGCAAGAAAAGGAAACGUUAGGUGCCGAGUUGAAGCGCAACGCAGGUCGAGCAUGUUGACUAGAAAAAAGGACAGGAGUUGUUCAAGUGUCAAGAUUCAAUUGGUAAUCAAGAGCAUUGGGCGAGCGCAUUGACCGUAGGACAAUCUUCUCAUCUCAGGUCGUCAUUGUAAUAUAGAGCGAAAGAUUCUCAAAGGAUCGGGGGAAAAACAAAGCAUUGCUUAGCCUUUUGACAUUCCUGAAGAUGCUGAAGCCUGAGUGAAACAUACCUCCUUGCUUCAUGCUAGGCUCCCCCUUGUAACUUGCCUUCGAGUACAUGUCUUUCGCUGAAUCCUUUCAGAUAGGGCCGGCAAACCUAGAAUUCCAUCGC